Molecule: messenger RNA, 1647 nt
Organism: Rhizoctonia solani
Lineage: Eukaryota; Fungi; Basidiomycota; Agaricomycetes; Cantharellales; Ceratobasidiaceae
Product: transcription initiation factor TFIID component TAF4 family
Exons: 6
Coding region: 1-1647 (548 amino acids)
Biological process (GO): transcription initiation at RNA polymerase II promoter
Cellular component (GO): transcription factor TFIID complex
Molecular function (GO): RNA polymerase II general transcription initiation factor activity; DNA binding
Source: RefSeq, a predicted model, not a curated record
AUGAGUGUGCAGAAUCCGACUCCGACUCCAGUUCCUGCUGCUGCCUCGCCAGCACCCGCCACUCCAGCGCCCGCAACCCCCAUACCAACCAAUGGAGUACAACCUCAAGCGCCAGCACAAUGGGCACAAAUACCAAUUGAUCCGGCGCUACAAAAUGCCCAACCUUAUCCUCAGUAUGCUUGGCCGCCCCAACCUACUGGUGCACCUACCGUCGGUUCUCCGGCACCGAAUGCUACGACAAUCACUACUACAGCCGCUACACCACAGCCAAUCCGAGCCAAGACUUCUACCCCGGCACCUGCCGCAUCGUCUCCUGCCCCAACAACUGCUCCCGGAGCUACCACAACUCCCGCGCCUGCUCCUGGGACAACUACAGCCACUCCUUAUGCAGCUUCCCCUAUUAUCCGCCUGGGUAUCGAUAUCCCUACCCAUAUCAAGGCCAACCUCAAUACACAUAUACCUAUGCGAAUGGACACCACGACUGCUCAGACAACGGCGGCAGCUACACCGACGGCUACAGCAGCUACCACCCCCGCUGCAGCGACAGCAGCCAGGGUCAUGAUGCCCACUGCAGCGAGUAGUGCAACGACAAACAGUACAGCACAGGCAGUUGCGGGUGUAGGUCAACCUAUGCAACAGCAGCCAACCAGCCAGUUGAACGAUGCUUUGGCGGGGAUCGUGGAUCUUCGGGCAGAAGAAGAUGCACUUUCAAGAGGCCAUCAAGACGUAGGGAGUGCGUACUAUCAUCGUGAAGGUGACAGGAGCAAACGUGUGGGACCUGCGUUGGAGUCGAGUAAGCUCUGGAUGUCGGAAAAGUUAAAGGCUAUCUUGUCUGCUCAAGGCCUUACAAACUUGCCUGAGGAGGCGUUAAACUAUGCAAUGUUGGCAUGGAAAGCGCGACUUCAAAUGCUUUGGGACAAAGCUCUCGCAGCUGCUGAGCAUCGGUACUCAUCUCAAUACUCUCGCCCGCCCUCCUUCUGGAACCCUCCCCCCGCCGAUGGAUCAGCACCCAAUGCCAACGUUCCUCCCACACCUAUGUGGAGCACUGUCGUCAAACGUGACGUAUCCAAACAACUGUCCGCGAUCGAACGUGCUGAAAAGGAAGAGGAGACCCGGGCACGACGUGAACGACGAACGGCUGCCGCACAAGCUGAGGCGGAUGACGCUGUCGAAGACGACGACGCAGAUGGCCGCAAGGCCAAGAAGAUUCGUGCACUUGGGCCGGGUGUGACUGCGCGAAUGAUGCCCGAGGAUGUGAAAAAGAAGAUGAGUGACAAUACCGCAAACCGAGCUGCUGGACUGGGUACCGGUAAAUAUGCUUGGAUGACUGCUGGUGCCACUGGAGGCGCUGCUGCUGCCCCCACACCACCCAAGCCGAAGCCCACCCCAGCGCCUACACCUGCUCCAACUGCUAAUGCCACGGGCGCCACGACAACUCCUGCCCCUACGACAGCAACGACCCCGGCCCCUAAGGCUGGUGGGUGGGGCCGUGCAUAUGCGGCGGUGAGCAAGACCACGACCGGGACCGAUAGCAAGGAUGAUGGUGUCACCGUUACCCUUCGAGACGCCCUGUUUGUGGCAAGUCGAGAACGAGGCUAUGGAGGCGGGCGAGGGAGCGCACUUGCGACUGCUGGCAAGUGGGAAUGA